UGACGCGAAGAGUUGCCGCCAUCCCCGCUUUUCUGUAUAUUGCGAUUGAUUUAUUCAGAGAUUCGUAUUUUCCUCUCUUCACUGACAAUUCUCCUUCUCCUAACUCUUAAAUCUCACCGACAUUGUUCCUCAUUUGGCAUCUGAUUUCUUCGAGAUUCAGCAAAGUUUCGAAUUGAAGUUCUUUUUUACUUUAUUUCAUCCGAAACAGGAUGAAGGCAGGCUUUAAUGGAUUAAAGGGAAAAGAAAUUUCUCUUAUUUCCAUUGUUCUCAUGUCUGCAACUAUCAUUUUAUGGUCAUGGGAUAAAACACCCGGUCUUACUACCUUUGUUCCUCCUCAAACAUCACUGCAGCUGUCUUCAGGUAAAGAUGGCUCAUCAUUGCCAAAGAAAAAGACCACCAAUGAGCUAGAAGAACAUGUCAAUGUAGCAUCUCAGAUGGUUUCUGCACAAAGCUCUUCUGUAAAAAGCAUGGGUGAAAGUAAUACCAGAACUACUUCAUAUACAGAACAAAUUCUUUCAAGUGUGUCAGAUGAAGAAGCAAAACAUGAAAGAAUCUUGGAAGCUGGGAAAAACCAUGACGUACAAACUUUUUCUCGCCCAACAACAUCUGAGGCUAAAAGGAAUGAAGCUGAGAGGGAGAAAACUUCAAAACAGGAACAAAGAAAAGAUUUUGUCACGAACUCUCCACAAAAACUCUCUUUAAUUGGUGGAAAAGACAACAUUUGGAAUAAUACUACAGAAAAUAAAGCCUGCAAUUAUGCAAAAGGAAAAUGGGUCCCAGACAAUAAUCGGCCUUUGUAUUCAGGAUUUGGUUGCAAACAUUGGCUCUCAGGGAUGUGGGCGUGUCGCUUGAUGCAACGUACUGAUUUUGAAUAUGAGAAGCUUCGAUGGCAACCAAAAGAUUGUCAAAUGGACGAAUUUGAAGGUUCUAAAUUCUUGAGAAGGAUGCAAAACAAAACACUAGCUUUUGUUGGAGACUCAUUGGGAAGGCAGCAGUUCCAGUCUUUAAUGUGCAUGAUUACUGGUGGUGAGGAGAAGCUUGAUGUAGAAGAUGUGGGGAAGGAGUAUGGAUUGGUUAUGGCCGAGGGCUCUGCCCGCCCUAGUGGGUGGGCUUUUCGUUUCUCAAGCACUAAUACUACUAUUCUGUACUACUGGUCAGCAAGCCUCUGUGAUGUUGAACCUAUUGAUGUAAACAACCCAGGCACUGACUAUGCAAUGCACCUUGAUCGGCCACCGGCAUUCUUGCGCCAAUUUCUCCACAAGUUCAAUGUCCUGGUUCUCAACACAGGUCACCACUGGAAUCGAGGAAAGCUCAAUGCUAAUCGAUGGGUAAUGCAUGUCGGUGGUGUGCCGAAUACUGAUAGGAAGAGAGCAGUGAUUUGGGUUGCUAAGAAUCUUACUAUUCACAGCGUUGUUAGUUGGGUGGAUUCACAGCUUCCAAAAUAUCCAGGUUUGAAGGUAUUCUUUCGGUCCAUCUCUCCUAGGCAUUUUGUUGGUGGGGACUGGAACACGGGAGGCAGUUGUGACAACACUAAACCAAUGUCAGUAGGAAAGGAAAUAUUGGAAGAAGAGUCCAGUGAUCAAGCUGCUGCAAAUGCAGUAAAGGGAACAGGGGUCAAGCUCUUGGACAUAACAGCUCUUUCUCAGCUUAGGGAUGAGGGUCAUAUAUCACGGUUCAGCAUUACAUCUAAGCCUGGUGUGCAGGAUUGCUUACAUUGGUGUUUGCCCGGUGUUCCUGAUACGUGGAAUGAAAUCCUCUUUGCUCAAAUCUAGUUUGCACAUAAUGGUGUACGAAGAGUAUUUGGUUGGCCCUGAAAAGGUUACAGCCAUUCAUUGGCUUGGAAAGGGUAACUCACUUUCGAAACCAUAGUUUUGCUGAGGAUACACUCAUGGGGUUACAAUUUCUCCUGAGUUUGAACUGUUGAGCUGAUUUGGUGAGAUAUUUGAAGUCGUAUGGUGCGGAGACUUGCUAUAUCACGUUGCCUUAAUUUCUUUGACUUGUCUUUUGUGGUAUAAUUUAUUUGACAUGUAAAUUAAUUACUUCUUCACAUGGCCCAUAGCAAAAAAAAAAAAGGUUGAUAGACAAAGCUGCAGAAUAGGAGCAUUUGAAGAUUGUUGCUGGAUGUUAGUUCAGCUAUGGUAGUUGAGGUUCAAGUCAAUAGGACAGGAAGAGCCGGUGCUCUUUUCUUUUUCUUUUUUUCUUUUUUCUUUAAAAAAUUGUGGGGGGUGGAACAGAAUUGUUUUCUGUGUCUUAGAUUUUAUUAUACAUUAACUAGUUUGAAGCCUUAUACAGCAUAUACCGAUACAUUUCAUAUCGAAUGUAAUAUAUCUUCUACAGUUUAAUCAGGGAUAAUAUUAUUA
Messenger RNA from Gastrolobium bilobum, 2360 nucleotides. RefSeq names its product protein trichome birefringence-like 16. Gene Ontology annotation, biological process: plant-type secondary cell wall biogenesis; xyloglucan metabolic process; xylan biosynthetic process. The coding region runs from base 210 to 1772 and encodes 520 amino acids. Gene Ontology annotation, molecular function: acetyltransferase activity. Lineage: Eukaryota; Viridiplantae; Streptophyta; Magnoliopsida; Fabales; Fabaceae. The transcript has 6 exons. The record is from RefSeq and is a predicted model, not a curated record. Gene Ontology annotation, cellular component: Golgi apparatus.